GCUUCCACCCCCCCCGCUUUAUUUUUUUUCUCCUCUCUCUUUUUUUUUUUUUUAAUUAUUUUUUCUUUAUGCAAACGCCGGCCGAGGAUUGUUGCACAUAUCCGAGUGGGGAGUGAUUUUGGGAAGCGGGCAAGGAGGGAGCCGGCGGGACCGUGCUGGGCACAGGCAGGUGGAGGAUGAACGGCGAAGCCGAGUGCCCUGCAGACUUGGAAAUGACAGCUCCCAAAAACCAAGACCGCUGGUCGCAGGAGGACAUGCUGACCCUCCUGGAGUGCAUGAAGAAUAACCUGCCCUCCAACGACGGGAGCAAGUUCAAAACCACCGAGUCCCACCUGGACUGGGAAAAAGUGGCUUUCAAGGACUUCUCGGGGGAGAUGUGCAAAAUGAAGUGGAUGGAGAUCUCUAACGAGGUGAGGAAGUUCCGGACCCUCACGGAGCUCAUUAUGGAUGCUGAAGAGCAUGUGAAGAACCCUUACAAAGGCAAAAAGCUCAAGAAACACCCUGACUUCCCCAAGAAGCCCCUGACUCCCUAUUUCCGCUUCUUCAUGGAGAAGCGGGCCAAGUACGCCAAGCUUCACCCCGAAAUGAGCAACCUGGAUCUCACCAAGAUCCUGUCCAAGAAAUACAAGGAGCUUCCCGAGAAGAAAAAGAUGAAAUACAUCCAGGACUUCCAGCGAGAGAAGCAGGAGUUUGAGAGGAACCUGGCGAGGUUCAGGGAAGACCACCCAGAUCUCAUCCAGAACGCCAAGAAAUCCGACGUCCCCGAAAAACCCAAGACUCCCCAGCAGCUGUGGUACAACCAUGAGAAGAAGAUCUACUUGAAAGUGCGUCCAGAUGCCACCACGAAGGAGGUGAAAGAGUCGCUGGGCAAGCAGUGGUCUCAACUCUCGGAUAAAAAGAGGCUGAAAUGGAUUCAUAAGGCCCUGGAACAGCGGAAGGAGUACGAGGAGAUCAUGCGGGACUACAUCCAGAAGCACCCGGAGCUGAACAUCAGCGAGGAGGGAAUCACCCGCUCCACCCUCACCAAGGCCGAGCGGCAGCUCAAGGACAAGUUUGACGGACGACCCACGAAGCCACCUCCGAAUAGCUACUCCCUGUACUGUGCAGAGCUGAUGGCCAACAUGAAAGACGUGCCCAGCACCGAGCGGAUGGUGCUGUGCAGCCAGCAGUGGAAGCUGCUCUCCCAGAAGGAAAAGGAUGCAUACCACAAAAAGUGUGACCAGAAAAAGAAAGACUACGAGAUUGAGCUGCUCCGCUUUCUGGAGAGCCUGCCCGAGGAGGAGCAGCAGCGGGUGCUGGGCGAGGAGAAGAUGCUGGGCGGCAACCGGAAAGGGGCGACGAGUCCCGCAUCCAAAAAAUCCUCACCAGAGACCGGCAAGGCCAGCUCCGAGAAGCCCAAACGACCCAUCUCUGCCAUGUUCAUCUUCUCGGAGGAGAAGCGGAAGCAGCUGCAGGAGGAGCGGCCGGAGCUGUCGGAGAGCGAGCUGACCCGGCUCCUGGCCCGCAUGUGGAACGACCUCUCAGAGAAGAAGAAGGCCAAGUACAAAGCGCGGGAGGCGGCGAUGAAGGCGCAGUCAGAGAAGAAACACGGCUCAGAUAAAGAGGAGCGCGGGAAACUGCCCGAGUCUCCCAAAACAGCCGAGGAGAUCUGGCAACAGAGCGUCAUCGGGGACUACCUGGCUCGUUUUAAGAACGACCGGGGCAAAGCGCUGAAGGCCAUGGAGGCCACUUGGAACAACAUGGAGAAGAAGGAGAAGCUGAUGUGGAUCAAGAAAGCGGCGGAGGAUCAGAAGCGAUACGAGAGGGAGCUGAGCGAGAUGCGGGCCCCUCCGUGCUCCACCAACUCUGCCAAGAAAAUGAAAUUCCAGGGAGAGCCGAAGAAACCCCCCAUGAACGGUUACCAGAAGUUCUCCCAGGAGCUGCUGUCCAACGGGGAGCUGAACCACCUCCCGCUGAAGGAGCGGAUGGUGGAGAUCGGCAGCCGCUGGCAGCGCAUCUCCCAGGGCCAGAAGGACCACUAAAAACUGGCAGAGGAGCAGCAGAAACAGUACAAGGUGCACCUUGACAUCUGGCUCAAGAGCCUCUCGCCCCAGGAGCGGGCUGCCUACAAGGAACACAUUUCCAAUAAACGCAAGAGCAUAGGGAAGAUCCGGGGUCCCAACCCCAAGAUGAAGCCAACGAUGCAGUCCAAGUCGGAGUCGGAGGAUGACGACGAGGAGGAAGAGGAGGAGGAAGACGACGAUGAAGACGAGGAUGAUGACGACGACAACGGCGACUCGUCGGAGGAAGGCGGUGACUCCUCAGAGUCCAGCAGCGAGGAGGAGAGUGAGGACGGGGACGAGAACGAUGAGGAUGACGAAGAUGAGGAUGAUGAGGAUGAGGAUGACAACGACUCAGAGGGCAGCAGCAGUUCCUCCUCCUCCUCGGGGGACUCCUCCGACUCCGACUCCAACUGA
This is a messenger RNA of Chiroxiphia lanceolata (lance-tailed manakin), 2456 nucleotides long. RefSeq names its product upstream binding transcription factor (gene UBTF). Lineage: Eukaryota; Metazoa; Chordata; Aves; Passeriformes; Pipridae. The record is from RefSeq and is a predicted model, not a curated record.